Drosophila rhopaloa is the source of this 2594-nucleotide messenger RNA. RefSeq names its product protein lingerer. The transcript has 5 exons. Lineage: Eukaryota; Metazoa; Arthropoda; Insecta; Diptera; Drosophilidae. The record is from RefSeq and is a predicted model, not a curated record.
CGGACGUCUCCUCCAGAAUUGUUCGCUCCCCACAGAUGUGACUUCGAUUCGGUUUCGGCCAAUAGUACCUCUCUAACCAAAAAAAAAAAAAAAAUUAAAUACAAAAAAAAAACUGAAACAAGUUUCAUGGGGAGUUGCUCCCCAACUUCUGGGAGUGGAAAUUUCUUUGCCGUUCAGUUCUAGUGUGUGGCUCGGAAGAAAUCACAUAAUCCGUGGCAAUGUGUCGCGGUCAUAUACAAAAAAGGAGUGCCUAAUGCAUAUGUGAAAUGAUCAACCGAAGGCCCAUUUAUCAGCAUCCCCGAAGUGUGCUGCAAAAAGUGUAAAAAUAAACAAGCGAACCGGCAACUAACAAGCAAACAACAGCAAUAACAAUUUGUCAAGUACACAACCACUCCAUAAUACAUAUACACACCGAAAUCCAAAGCAGGUGAAAAUCCAAAUAAACGUAGCGCAAAAAACGCGCGCGAUUUAAAACGCCCCAGAGCCGCGGACAAAGGAUAAUCGCAAUGGCAAGGACCACGGAACUGAAGCUGGCUACGGUGGAGCCCGCGAAAUGAAUUUAUGCCUGUGCAGUUUUCCAUCGAUUUUCGUCUUGCGCCACAACGGACUGGGGAUGAAACACCAAACACAUAAAACGGAUUUGAUAUUAAAAAAAUAUGCAGAAACAAGAAAAAAGGCGCGAGCUGCGCCUGAAGCGAUUCUGGCGCUCCCCAAAGACCACGUCCUCGGAGGACUCCACCGGCUAUGAGAGUCCAACCAGGACGAAGGCGUCCAGCGCCGGCGGCAGCAGCGAUGCCCAGAGAUUUAACCACCUGCACUACACCAGCCUGUCGCAGGGAUCGGGCACCUCGUCCUCGACGGGCGGAGCCACUGCGUCCGGAGCGGGGUCCACGGCGAUUGGGCCGUCCGGCAACAACAAGCCCUCCUGCUCGCUGCCACUUCUGCAGGUGUGGCCCAGCCAGGAUUCGCCGCGUGGGGAGGCGGAUGGGCAGUCCUUUGUGUUCCCCGCCAUCGUGGAGACGAGUGUCAGCAGUCCGAUAGCUUUGGAGGUGGCCAGUGGCAGUGGGAGUAUUGGGAGCACCAACCUGAGUCUGAAUGCCAGGCGGAGCACGAACCACCUCAGCCUGUCCACGGAUCGGCGCAGCUCCCUGUACUGUGAUACCCUGCACGCCGGUGACUCUGGCAUCGAUUCGGUGCAGGCCUCGCCCUCGCCGAACGCCUUCAUCGCUCCGCCGGGGGUUCACACCCUGCCGCUGGGCCAGACUGGAGGUGGAUCCUGCCAUGUGUCGCCCACCAGCACGCCCACCCAGGGAUCGCCGAAUCUGUCCCUCGGGCGGAGGGGCAUGCGGAAUAGCAUUUGUGUGGUGCCGAGUGGCAAUGGGCGGAGGAAAUCGAGUGCCCUCCUCCAUCCGGAUCAUGCCAGACUCUUUGCCCUGCGGAUGAAGCAUGCGGCUGCGUUGGAACGGGCACAAACCUCCCCCGAUCAGACCUCCAUCGAGGAUGCCAACGAGUUUCAUGACAAUGGAUUGCCCACCAAUCUGCGGCUGUGCUCGGCCUCCUCAUCGACGACGUCGUCGCUGACAUCCGUGGCCGCGGUCAGCCUGGGCGGUGCCGGUGGGGGGGGCGGCGGCGGAGGUGGUGGGGGCAGCUCGGGGGCAGGCGGUGCCACCAAUACCACCUGCGGCUCAUCCUCCGGCUCCGCCUACGCUGUGGGCGCGGCGGGCGUCCAGCAGCGCGUCUCCGAUCCCUGGCUGCAGCCGCAAUCCGACCGGGAGCGGGACUCCAGGCACGACGGCAGGCGCAGAUCCUCCACCAUGACGGCGCGGUACUCCCUGUUCGAUGCCUUGGACCUGGAGUACGUGCUCUUGAGGGCCGCUGCCCGGGGUUCCGUGGGUCCGUACAGCCUCAGCGAGUCGAUACACAAGCUCACCUUCACCCAAUCCCUGGCAUUUCCGGCUCUGGCCCGGGGUUUGGCCACCAAGCGGAGGAGAUCUGCGACGCACACCAGCUCCCGGCCACUGAAUCCCCAUGAGUCGGGAUUGAACACCUGCGCCAAGGUGGUCACCGCCGUCGUCCUGGUGGCCCUGUCCUUUAUGGUAUUCCUCAUCGUCUACAAGUUCGUGAGGACGUGAGGUUUGCUCCUGGCCCCGUCGCCAGAGCUCCCAGUCACAUAUCAGGCCAACUACGGAGCGGAGGAGGGGUCCUCACUGUCCCCAUCGUCCUCCAUCAUCUCAUCGGCGGGCCGCAGUCUGGGCAAGCACAUGGCGGGGUUCAGGAGCAAGUUGGGUCGGCGCCAGGAAGGCGACUUCGAGUGAUCGUUAAGCAAACGCUAGAACAGGCAUUGAGAAAACUGGUCGGCAACAUUUGUACUAUUCGAGAUGGUAGCCAUAUAUGUUUUUCCAUUAAAGCAGAACCCUUUAUAACAAUAUUAACAUUUUAAAACCGAUUUUGAACUAGUUUUAAAAAAUUUUUUGAUAAACAAUUAAAUUUUAAAGAUAUUUCAUAUAAUUCAUUUAAAUGAAUUUCUGUUUAGAUUUCUCUUAGUUUCUUAUUUAGGCAAAAAUAAAUAAACAAUAAAAAGUUAUCCAAAUAAU